Molecule: messenger RNA, 720 nt
Organism: Eriocheir sinensis (Chinese mitten crab)
Lineage: Eukaryota; Metazoa; Arthropoda; Malacostraca; Decapoda; Varunidae
Exons: 2
Coding region: 1-720 (239 amino acids)
Source: RefSeq, a predicted model, not a curated record
AUGAUACUCACUGCCAACCCCGUCCCUGCCAACCCCGUCCCUGCCAACCCUGUCCCUGCCAACACUGUCCCUACUGAUCCCGUCCCUGCCAACCCUGUCCCUACCGAUCCCGUCCAUGCCAACCCUGCUCCUACCGAUCCCGUCCCUGCCAACCCCGUCCCUGCCAACCCUGUCCCUACCGAUCCCGUCCCUGCCAACCCUGUCCCUACCGAUCCCGUCCCUGCCAACCCUGUCCCUACCGAUCCCGUCCCUGCCAACCCUGUCCCUACCGAUCCCGUCCCUGCCAACCCUGUCCCUACCGAUCCCGUCCCUGCCAACCCUGUCCCUACCGAUCCCGUCCCUGCCAACCCCGUCCCUGCCAACCCUGUCCCUACUGAUCCCGUCCCCGCCAACCCUGUCCCUACCGAUCCUGUCCCUGCCAACCCUGUCCCUGCCAACCCCGUUCCUGCCAACCCUGUCCCUACCGAUCCCGUCCCUGCCAACCCUGUCCCUACUGAUCCCGUCCCUGCCAACCCUGUCCCUGCCAACCCCGUCCCUGCCAACCCCGUCCCUGCCAACCCUGUCCCUGCCAACCCCGUCCCUGCCAACCCUGUCCCUACUAACCCAGUUCCUGCUAACCCCGUCCCUACCGAUUCCGUCCCUGCCAACCCUGUCCCUGCCAACCCUGUCCCUACCAACCCGGUCCCCGCUAGCCCCUCUUGGGUCAGGCAGGACACGUGA